This is a messenger RNA of Octopus sinensis (East Asian common octopus), 1799 nucleotides long. RefSeq names its product putative transferase CAF17 homolog, mitochondrial. Gene Ontology annotation, cellular component: mitochondrial matrix. The coding region runs from base 464 to 1705 and encodes 413 amino acids. The record is from RefSeq and is a predicted model, not a curated record. Gene Ontology annotation, molecular function: protein binding. The transcript is spliced from 7 exons. Lineage: Eukaryota; Metazoa; Mollusca; Cephalopoda; Octopoda; Octopodidae.
GGAAAAAAGUUUAUGUGUUUAUUAAACACAAAAUUUACAUGACUCGAACGAAGUACGUACAGAACCAGAAGAAGAAACAGCUGAGAAGAAUUCCAACUGGAUCUGGUCAAACAGGAAGAGAAGUGAAUUCCAAAGCAUAAUUUACUCUAAAUCAACUAAUGUCUUCAAAUGAACAGGUUACAACACCAAGGUAUCGUGGAUCGGAGCACCUUAAAUGUAGACAACGAUACAGAAUGUCGAAACAGAGUGACCUGGAUGCGACCCCCUUAGCGUAAGGGCCGAAAAACUUGCUUGUGAAGAUCUGAAAAAAUACUUGACACCGGUUCCACAUAGUUCUCUCCCCUUAGUUUAUAAAUUCUCUUGGCAUGUUUAUGCUAUUUGAUCGCGUAACUUUGUUUAUAUAAUAUUAAAUCUCAAUGUGAAUAAUGUCAAAAUCGUUUUGCUUUCUGAUUAGUCUUUAAAGAUGCUUCAGAAAUUCACCUCACUGUCUAUGAAACCAUUUUUGAAAAAAGUUCCCAUAUCUUCGGCCAUUAAUUGUUGUUCAUAUUCAGUAUUUAAGUCUUUACAAAGAACCCCCAGAAAGCUUUUAGAAACAAAUUUAGCCAAUUUUUAUUCGAGGCAUUUGUCAUAUUUAUCUGAAGAAUAUUUCUCAAGUUAUUCAAAUGCUUUCUUUAGAAGAUGCUUUCCAAAAAGCUCCAGUGGUUUCAGGGCAUCUCGUUUAUUUUGUAAUCAAAUAGUUAAUAGGUGUAAGAUUGAUGAUAGAAUAAAAUCACAUCCAUUUACCUCAGAUGUAGGGAAUUCUUCAGUUAAAAAGCUGAAUAAUGUUAAACUGUUUCAUCUGAAAUCUCGGGGCCUAAUUCAGCUUGCUGGCACAGAUACUUCUAGUUUUCUACAAGGCCUUAUUACAAAUGAUAUGGAGCAGUUUCAGACAGACAAUAAAAGAACAAUGUAUGCCAUGAUUUUGAAUGUUCAGGGCCGCAUUCUCUAUGACAUUUUCAUCUAUGCUCUUCCUAACCAAUCUUCAGCUUUCUUCCUGGAAUGUGAUACCAGUAUUAUUAAUGAUGUAACAAAACUCCUAAAGAGAUACAAAAUUAGGAAAAAGGUUUCUAUUGAAAAUACUGAAGACAAAUUUCAAGUAUGGGCUUCAUUUAGUCCUCCUUUAGCACUUUCAAACUUAUUGUCAUCUGAAAAGAAUUCAAAGGUUGAAAUUUGUGAGCCUGAUCCUAGAAUUCAAGACUUUGGUUCCAGAUUAAUUUUACCUCAUGAUACUUCUUGUGUAUCAGAUCCAGAAGAGGAAUAUCACAUAAGACGAUAUGAAAUGGGUAUUGCUGAAGGAACAUCCGAUCUCCCUCCAGGCAGCUGCUUUCCUUUAGAAAGUAAUCUGGUAUUUUUAAAUGGUGUGAGUUUCCAAAAAGGUUGUUACAUUGGACAAGAACUUACUGCUCGGACUCACCAUAGAGGAGUUAUUCGAAAACGCCUCAUGCCUAUUUUCUUCCAAAGCGAGCCCGGAGAGAUUAUGAAAGACAAGCCAAUUGUUGAUUCUACAGGGAAAAGUAUUGGCAAAUUUCGAGGUAACAUUGGAAAACAUGGCUUAGCUUUAUUGCAAUUGAAACCUGUUCUACAGAUUCAAGAUGGAUAUUUUGAUUUGGACAAUCACAAAGUGAAAGCUAAAAUACCUGCAUGGUGGCCAAAUCUGAAUAUUUAGCAGUUUGAAGAAGCUAAUUAAAUAUCUUACUAAACCCAGAUGUACCUAACCAUCAGAAAUUAUAAUAAUUUAUUAAAAAUAUGUUUGAAUAUCU